Messenger RNA from Zychaea mexicana, 3219 nucleotides. Its product is annotated as rRNA-processing arch domain-containing protein. The transcript has 12 exons. Gene Ontology annotation, cellular component: nucleus. The record is from RefSeq and is a predicted model, not a curated record. Gene Ontology annotation, molecular function: RNA binding; ATP binding; RNA helicase activity. Gene Ontology annotation, biological process: maturation of 5.8S rRNA; RNA catabolic process. NCBI's taxonomy places the organism in Eukaryota, Fungi, Mucoromycota, Mucoromycetes, Mucorales, Lichtheimiaceae. The coding region runs from base 1 to 3219 and encodes 1072 amino acids.
AUGUUCGACGACGGCGAAAAUACGGAUUCUAUCUUUGACGUUUUCAGCGGCAAAGCCCACGCCAACGCUCUCGAUGAUUUUGACGACAUUGAGAUGGAAGAAGAAGAGGUCAAUGAAGAAGAGAAUGUCGAAAACACAAAGAAUCACGCACAGGUCAUUGCUCCCGACAGUGGAGUGCCACCCUCUGCUACCACUGCUGCUGCUGCCAAGAGACAUCGCGUUGAAGAUCUAGCUGCCCCACAACCGGUCGUGGCAGACACUUUUGAACAAAAAACUUCGCGCGAAGUGGCCAACAUUGCUGGUCUGCAAAACGUCUCUGCAACAGAAGGCCCUCAAAUUACGUUGCAGCACCAGGUUCGCCACCAAGUUGCAGUACCACCAAACUACAAUUACGUUCCGAUCUCGCAGCACGUGCCACCCAGCGAUCCUGCACGAGUGUACCCAUUCACCCUUGAUCCUUUCCAGCGUGUGUCCGUCUCUUCAAUCGAACGCAACGAAUCAGUAUUGGUGUCUGCCCACACGUCGGCUGGUAAAACGGUAGUCGCCGAAUAUGCCAUUGCGCAGUGCUUGAAGAACAAACAGCGUAUUAUUUACACUUCGCCUAUCAAGGCCCUGUCGAAUCAGAAGUUCCGAGAAUUCACAGAAGAAUUCGGCGACGUUGGCUUGAUGACCGGUGAUGUUACUAUUAACCCCCAAGCAUCAUGUCUUGUAAUGACAACCGAAAUUUUGCGAUCCAUGUUGUAUCGUGGCUCUGAAAUCAUUCGUGAAGUCGCCUGGGUUGUUUAUGACGAAAUUCAUUACAUGAGAGAUUCAGAACGUGGUGUUGUUUGGGAAGAAUCCAUCAUCUUAUUGCCUCAUGCCGUGCGCUAUGUCUUUUUGUCGGCCACUAUUCCAAAUGCUAUGCAAUUUGCCGAGUGGAUCUGCAAGAUUCACGAACAGCCAUGUCACGUGGUGUACACAGAUUUCCGUCCCACUCCUUUACAGCACUAUCUGUUCCCCGCUGGUGGCGACGGUAUCCAUUUAGUCGUGGACGAAAAGAGUCAAUUCAAGGAGGACAACUUCCAACGAGCCAUUGCUGCCUUGUCGGACCGUCAGGGUGAUGAUGUUGCUGGUACCAAGGCACGUGGUAGAGGUGGUAACAAGGGACCAAAGACUUUCAAGGGUGGCAACAAGAACGACGCGCCUUCGGAUAUCUUCCGUAUCAUCAAAAUGGUCAUGUUGAAGAACUACCAUCCUGUGAUCGUUUUCAGUUUUGCAAAGCGUGAAUGUGAAGCAAAUGCCUUACAACUGAGUAAAUUGGACUUUAAUGAUGAAAACGAACGUGAUAUGGUUUCUCAAGUUUUCAAUAACGCCAUCUCAUCGCUCAACGAGGACGAUCGUCAACUGGCACAAAUUCAACAACUUUUGCCAUUGCUACGACGCGGUAUUGGUGUCCAUCAUGGUGGUCUCUUGCCAAUCAUGAAAGAAACAAUUGAAGUUUUGUUCCAAGAGGGCUUGCUGAAGGUGCUCUUUGCUACUGAAACUUUCUCGAUCGGUUUGAACAUGCCUGCCAAGACAGUAGUGUUUACAAGCGUACGAAAAUUCGAUGGCAAAGAGAUGCGAUGGGUAUCAUCCGGUGAAUAUAUCCAAAUGUCCGGUCGUGCUGGUCGUAGAGGUCUUGAUGAGCGUGGUGUUGUCAUUAUGAUGAUUGAUGAAAAAAUGGAGCCUGUUAUUGCCAAGGGCAUGGUCAAGGGUGAAUCUGAUCGCAUGAAUUCCGCAUUCCAUCUAAGUUAUAACAUGGUUCUCAACCUUUUACGAGUCGAAGGCGUAAGUCCUGAAUUUAUGCUGGAGCGCUGUUUCUACACUUUCCAAAAUGAUGCAAAUAUUCCAGAUUACGAGCGAGAUCUGGCUCAGCUGGAGGCUGAACGAAGGUCCGUGGUUGUACCUGACGAAGAAGAGAUCGCCUCCUAUUAUGAAGUGCGCAAACAAAUCGAUACCUACACCCGCGACGUUCGUGAUGUCGUCAGCCAUCCUACUUACUGUUUGCCUUUCUUGCAGCCUGGUCGUCUUGUUCGUAUCAAGCACUUGGAUAUGGAUUUCGGCUGGGGUGCGGUGGUCAACUACUCACGAGCCAAGACGCACAAGAACAAGAAUAAUACCGACCCAGAGCCUGCCAAUUUCAUUUUGGACGUCUUACUCUUCUGUGAACAGAGCAGCUCGAUGUCCAAAGAUGCUGAGGGAAGAACAGUAGGAGUCCUACCCGCAGAAUCUGAUGAAACGGGUGCUUUAAUGGCUGUUCCAGUAGCACUCUCUGCAUUGGAAGGUAUCAGUCACAUUCGAUUGGUUCUACCCAAAGAAGUACGAAGCAACGAUUCUCGCAAGUCUGUGUUAAAAUCUAUUCGGGAAGUAAAAAAGCGAUUCCCUGAUAAUAUGCCGCUUUUGGAUCCGGUCGAAAACAUGAACAUCAAGGAUCCUGAGUUCAAGAAACUUGUAGCGAAAAUUGUCAUGUUGGAGAAGACACUGCUGGCACAUCCCCUGAGUCAAUCUCCUGAUCUACCAGUAUUAUAUGAUGCUUAUGCUACCAAGGUUGAAUUGACAGAAAAAGUCAGAGCUAUGAAGAAAAAGAUCACCGAAGCACAAUCUAUUAUUCAACUGGAUGAACUCAAGAGUCGAAAGCGUGUGAUGCGACGACUUGGAUUCACUACACAAGCCGAUGUCGUUGAGAUGAAGGGCCGUGUGGCAUGCGAAAUCAGCACGGGUGACGAGUUACUGCUAACUGAAAUGAUUUUCCAAAACGUGUUUAACGAGCUCACUGCGGAGCAAUCGGUAGCACUUUUAAGUUGCUUUGUGUUUGACGAAGAGGUGGAUCAAAAGGCACGCAUGCAGGAAGAACUAGCUGCACCUGUGCGGAUGAUGCGGGAUACAGCUCGUAAGAUUGCAAAGAUCGCAAAGGAAUGCAAGAUGGAUAUCGACGAGGACGAAUAUGUUGCCAAAUUCAAGCCCGAAUUAAUGGAUGUUGUAUACGCGUGGUGUCAGGGCGCUAAAUUCCACCAAAUUUGUAAAAUGACUGAAGUAUACGAGGGUUCGCUUAUCCGUAUUUUCCGACGCUUAGAAGAAUUAUUACGGCAGAUGAGUGCUGCUGCAAAGAGUAUCGGUAACACUGAACUGGAAAACAAAUUCUCAGAUGGCAUUAGCAAAAUCCAUAGGGAUAUCAUUUUCGCUGCAUCUCUUUACUUGUAA